Messenger RNA from Myodes glareolus (Bank vole), 7340 nucleotides. NCBI's taxonomy places the organism in Eukaryota, Metazoa, Chordata, Mammalia, Rodentia, Cricetidae. The record is from RefSeq and is a predicted model, not a curated record.
CCCGCUGUCCUCCAGGACAUGGCGCGCGUGAAGUCCGGGUCUCGCGGCCGCAAAGGCCGCCUGUGAGUCGGCGAGCAGAGGACCGAGUGGGAGCGCGAUCGCGCGCACGAUGCUUGUCCGGGCCGAGGCGAGAGCGGCUUGGCGCGCGGUGGCUCCGGCUCUGCUGCUGCUCCCCGCCGUGCUUGCAGCCGUUCCGCCGCGCCCCCUGCGCCCGCUGCAGCCGAGCAUGCCCCACGUGUGUGCCGAGCAGAAGCUGACCCUGGUGGGCCACCGCCAGCCCUGUGUGCAAGCCUUCAGUCGCAUAGUGCCCGUGUGGAGAGCAGGCUGUGGGCAGCAGGCAUGGUGUAUUGGCCAAGAGCGCAGGACUGUCUACUAUAUGAGCUAUAGGCAGGUGUAUGCCACGGAGGCCCGCACUGUGUUCAGGUGCUGUCCGGGGUGGAGCCAGAAGCCUGGCCAGGAGGGGUGCCUCUCAGAUGUCGACGAGUGUGCCAAUGCCAACGGGGGCUGUGAAGGCCCUUGCUGCAACACCGUGGGUGGUUUUUACUGCCGCUGUCCACCCGGCUACCAGCUCCAGGGUGAUGGCAAAACCUGCCAAGAUGUGGAUGAGUGUCGUGCACACAACGGUGGCUGCCAGCAUAGGUGUGUGAAUACCCCUGGCUCUUACCUCUGUGAGUGCAAGCCUGGCUUCCGGCUCCACACAGAUGGCAGGACCUGCCUAGCCAUCAGCUCUUGCACGCUGGGAAACGGUGGCUGCCAACAUCAGUGUGUCCAGCUCACGGUGACGCAGCACCGCUGCCAGUGCCGGCCCCAGUACCAGCUGCAGGAGGAUGGCCGGCGCUGUGUCCGGAGAAACCCGUGUGAGGAUGGCAAUGGUGGCUGUAUGCACAUAUGCCAGGCACUCCGGGGCCUUGCCCACUGCGGCUGUCACACAGGUUACCAGCUUGCUGCAGACCACAAGGCCUGUGAAGACGUGGAUGAAUGUGCCACCGGGCUGGCCCAGUGUGCUCACGGCUGCCUCAACACCCAGGGAUCCUUUAAGUGUGUAUGCCACGCAGGCUAUGAGCUGGGUGCCGACGGCCGGCAGUGCUACCGGAUCGAGAUGGAGAUUGUGAACAGCUGCGAGGCUGGCAAUGGCGGCUGCUCACAUGGCUGCAGUCACACUAGCACGGGACCCCUGUGCACCUGCCCUCACGGUUAUGAGUUGGAUGAAGACCAGAAGACCUGCAUUGACAUCGACGACUGUGCCAACUCCCCGUGCUGCCAGCAGGUGUGUGCCAACACCCCUGGGGGGUACGAGUGCAACUGCUACGCUGGCUACCGGCUCAACCCUGAUGGCUGUGCGUGUGAGGAUAUUGACGAGUGUGCCUUGGGUCAUAGCGGCUGUGAGCAUCACUGUGCUAAUCUGGCUGGCUCCUUCCAGUGCUUCUGUGAGGCUGGUUACCAGCUGGACGAGGACCGCAGAGGCUGCACCCCCCUAGAAGAGUCCGUGGUAGACCUGGAUGGCCAGCUGCCCUUCGUGCGGCCCCUGCCCCACAUCGCGGUGCUGCGGGACGAGCUGCCACAACUCUUCCAGGGUGACUAUGGGGCCGAGGAGGAGGCAGCGGAGUUGCGGGGAGAACACACACUCACUGAGAAGUUUGUCUGCCUGGACCACUCCUUCGGCCAUGACUGCAGCCUGACCUGCAAUGACUGCAAGAAUGGAGGGACCUGCUUUCCGGGCCUGGGAGGCUGUGACUGCCCAGAGGGCUGGACAGGGAUCGUCUGCAAUGAGACUUGUCCUCCAGACACCUUCGGGAAGAACUGUAGCUCUCUCUGCACCUGUCAGAACGGUGGUACCUGCGACCCGGUGUCAGGAGCCUGCCGCUGUCCCCCGGGUGUCAGUGGAGCCCACUGUGAGGAUGGCUGCCCCAAGGGCUUCUAUGGCAAACAUUGCCGUAAGAAAUGUCACUGUGCUAACCGGGGCCGAUGCCACCGCCUCUAUGGGGCCUGCCUCUGUGACCCAGGACUCUACGGCCGCUUCUGCCAUCUUGCCUGUCCUCCCUGGGCCUUUGGCCCCGGCUGUUCUGAGGAUUGUCGCUGUGAGCAGUCACACACACAGUCCUGUAACCCAAAGGACGGAAGCUGCUCCUGCAGGGCUGGCUUCCGGGGCGAGCACUGCCAGGAAGCGUGUGAGCCAGGCUUCUUUGGGCCAGGCUGCAGACACCAUUGCUCCUGCCCACCGGGUGUGGCCUGCGACCCUGUGAGCGGCGAGUGUCGGACACAGUGUCCUCCUGGCUACCAGGGGGAGGACUGUAGCCAAGAGUGCCCAGAAGGAACAUUUGGUGUGAACUGCUCAGGUUCCUGCUCCUGUGUGGGGGCUCCCUGCCACCGGGUCACAGGACAGUGUCUGUGCCCACCGGGGAAGACGGGGGAGGACUGUGGAGCAGAUUGUCCCGAGGGCCGUUGGGGGCUUGGCUGUCAGGAGAUCUGCCCUGCGUGCGAACACGGUGCCAGCUGUGACCCUGGGACCGGAGUCUGCCUGUGCCUCCCUGGCUUUGUUGGUAGCCGCUGCCAGGAUGCUUGCCCAGCUGGCUGGUUUGGAACUGGCUGCCAGAUGAGGUGUGCUUGUGCCAACGACGGGCACUGCCACGCAGCCACUGGACGCUGUAGCUGUGCUCCUGGGUGGACUGGUCUCAGCUGCCAGAGAGCCUGUGACAGUGGACGUUGGGGGCCCGACUGCAUCCACGCUUGCAACUGCACUGCAGGCCAUGGGAGCUGUGAUGCCAUCAGUGGCCUAUGCCUGUGCGAGGCUGGCUACGAAGGUCCUCGUUGUGAGCAGUGGUGUCGCCAGGGGUACUUUGGGCCUAACUGUGAACAGAAGUGCAAGUGUGAGCAUGGGGCAACCUGUGACCAUGUCAGCGGGGCCUGUACCUGCCCGGCCGGCUGGAGGGGAAGCUUCUGUGAACAUGCCUGCCCCGCUGGCUUCUUCGGGAUAGACUGCGCCCACGCCUGUAACUGCUCUGCUGGGGCCACCUGCGAUGCUGUGACCGGCUCCUGCAUCUGCCCAGCUGGCCGCUGGGGCUCACGCUGCGCCCAGACUUGCCCAUCCCUCACUUAUGGGCUUAACUGCAGCCAGAUUUGUACCUGUUUCAACGGGGCCUCCUGUGACCCUGUCCAUGGGCAAUGCCACUGUGCCCCUGGCUGGAUGGGACCCACCUGCCUGCAGGCCUGCCCUGCUGGCCUAUACGGCAAGGACUGUCAGCAUUCCUGUCUUUGCCGCAACGGAGGGAGCUGUGACCCCAUCUCGGGCCAGUGCACGUGCCCAGAGGGCUGGACCGGCUUGGCCUGUGAGAAAGAGUGCCUUCCUGGACACUAUGGAGCUGGCUGUCAGCUCAGCUGCAGUUGCCUUAACGGAGGCAUAUGUGACCGGCUCACAGGCCGCUGUCUCUGCCCAGCGGGCUGGACUGGGGACAAGUGUCAGAGCCCCUGUGCCAAGGGCAUGUUUGGAGUUCACUGUGAAGAGCAUUGUGCCUGCCGGAGAGGUGCCACCUGCCACCAUGUCACCGGGGCCUGCCUCUGUCCCCCAGGAUGGAGGGGCACACAGUGCGAGGAUGCCUGCCCACGUGGCUGGUUUGGAGAGGCCUGUGCCCAGCGUUGCCGCUGCCCACCUGGUGCCCCCUGCCACCAUGUUACUGGGGAGUGCCAUUGUCCCCCUGGCUUCACUGGACCUGGCUGUGAGCAGGCCUGCCAGCCUGGCACCUUUGGAAAGGACUGUGGGCACCUAUGCCAAUGUCCUGGUGAGACCUGGACCUGCCACCCUGCUUCAGGGGCCUGCCUAUGUGCUGCUGGUUACCAUGGCACUGAUUGUCAGCAACGAUGCCCACCUGGGCGCUAUGGGCCAGGCUGUGAACAAGUUUGUAAGUGUCUCAAUGGUGGCUCUUGCGACACGGCCACGGGAGCCUGCUACUGCCCUCCUGGAUUCCUGGGGUCUGACUGCAGUCUCGCCUGUCCCCAGGGUCGCUUCGGCCCCGGCUGUACCCAUGUGUGUGCAUGUGGGCAAGGGGCGGCCUGUGAUCCUGUGUCAGGGACUUGUGUCUGUUCUCCUGGGAAGACUGGAGUCCACUGUGAACAUGGGUGUCCCCAGAAUCGGUUUGGCAAGGGCUGUGAGUUCCAGUGUGCCUGCAGGAAUGGCGGCCUGUGUCAUGCUACUAAUGGCAGCUGUUCCUGCCCGCUGGGCUGGAUGGGGCCACACUGCGAGCAGGCCUGCCCUGCUGGGCACUAUGGUGCCGCCUGCCUCCUCAAGUGCUCCUGUCAGAACAACGGCACGUGUGAGCCCACCAUGGGGACCUGCCACUGUGGUCCUGGCUUCUAUGGUCGAGCUUGUGAGCACUCCUGCCCUCCUGGCUUCCACGGAUCUGGUUGCCAGGGAGUCUGUGAGUGUCAACAGGGAGCCUCCUGCGACCCUGUCAGCGGCCAAUGCCUCUGCCCCACUGGCUUUCACGGCCAGUUCUGCGAGAAGGGGUGCCAGCCAGGCUUUUUUGGAGAUGGUUGCCAGCAGCAGUGUGACUGCCACAAAGGGGUGCCCUGUGAUCCCGUCAGCGGCCUCUGCCUUUGCCCGCCAGGGCGUACAGGAGCCACAUGUGACCUGGAUUGCAGAAGGGGCCGCUUUGGGCCGGGCUGUGCCCUGCGCUGUGACUGUUGGGGUGGGGCUGACUGCGACCCCAUCAGUGGGCAGUGCCAUUGUGUGGACGGCUACACAGGGCCCACUUGCCGGGAAGGUGAGUCAGGUUCUCAGGGGAGGAACCGAAGACUUCCCUGCCCCUGGCCAGGAGCCCACCCCUUGUCCUAAUACCACCACCAAGUGAGAAACUCAGCCAUCCCUUCCUGGCACCCACAGAGUGCACACAGCUAGUGGUGGGUGAGUAGGCCUCAAGCCAGUUCCCGUGGGCAAGAAUGGGACGCACUGCCAGCCUGGAGCACCAGCCUUUACCCUCGAGUGACCUGCAGGUUCCGUGGGAUCUCACAGAUCCCUAUGCAGGCGGGGCUGGAUGAUUCAGGACAUGUGGGUGCUGUGUGCCCACAUAUCUGUGAGCAGCAUUGUAUGCAUGCUAAUCAGUACAUGCAUGUACACCAGCGUGUUGCGAGAUAGUGCAUGUGUCCAUGUGCCAGUACACCAGAGCAGCGACACAAGCGUGUGAGGCAGGCUUGCUGUGUACACCUGUGUAUUUGAAUGUACUGUGUACAUGCUUCAGGCGUAUGUCCUCUUGGUGCGUGUCUUCCUAGUGUGUAUGCCCCAGGUGUGUGUGCACUCCAGAUAUGUCUUCCUGAUACAUGAGUGUUCCAGGUAUGCAUCUUCAUGGUGUAUGUGCUCAAGGUACAUGUUCUGUAAGGGUAUGCAUGGGCUUUAGGUAUGUAUUUUCAGGGUGCGUAUGUGUUCCAUGUAUACACUCUGCAGGUAUAAGUUUGAGCUAGGUAUGUGUUUCCCGGGUGUGUGUGUUCCGUGUGUACAUGGCUUCAGGUGUACAUGUGUGCCCACAUCUUUGUGCACCACGUACCUAUGCUUGCUCCUGUGAUGUCCAUGCACCAGGCAUGCAUGCAUACAUACUCUGUGGAAUUCAAGUGCGUAUGUUAUGGUGCAUACCUGUGCCAGGCAUGUAUGUUCCAGUACACGUGUGUGCACCAGACAUGCAUGUGUUCACAUGCUUUAUUAUAUACUAUGCCUGUGUGUACCCACGGCACCUCCCAUCCACGAGGUAGAGCUGGUUAUGCUGCACCCCGUGAAUGGCCACAGUCCGCAUGACAUCUCUUGUUGGCUCCCCAGGCCCAGUCUGUGGAGCGUGCUGGGACGGAUCUCUGUAGAGGGUAGGACAUGAAAGAGAGGAGGGCCUAGACCUAGGAGUCCUCAGCCUGAAGACAUUCAGUGCAGAUGGGAUACCGCCUGCAUCAUUUUUAGCCUCUCCAAGGUGGUCUGGCCUCAAACUACUAAGAGCCAUGCUGGGAGCUCGUGGGUAGGUGGGUAGGUUCAGGUUCAGGGUUAGGUUGCAAUUUGCUGACCAGUGCCUGUGUACAUAAUGCUAUCCACAGUGGCACCCAGUGGUCAAAUCUGGUACUACACCCAGGGCCUUGACUUGGCAUUUAGCAGAUCUCUGAGGAUGGGGCUGUGGGGGAGAGAGAGCAUUGGUGGCCCCUGGGAGUCCUGGGAUAGUCCUUUUCCCUGGGGUGAGCUUGGCUAAACCUUGGGUGAAGCUUUUCCCACCCAGCUUCAAAGCCCUGUCUCCCACCCUUCUUGGAAUUGACAGAGUGGGAGCUGAGCAGACCCCUCCCCCACUGCUCUUGUGAGCAUGGAAUGGAGAAGGUUAUGAUGGUGGCUGUGUGGGGUCCCUGUGGGCGUGGGCGAUUGAUGCCUUACUGGCCCAUUACUGGUGUCUACCCACGUGGACAACAUGAGCUGUCUAUGGCCCACCUCCCUGGGAGCCCAGAGUUCAUGUGGAGAUCACGCUUGCCCAGACACGCACGGCUCUCUGGUUAGGCCCAAGGGAGUAGCCCACACAGUGAUGAACAUCACUUCCCUUCCCUGUGCCUUGAGAACCUGAACCUUGGAGAUGGGACCGGACCACAGUGUGAGAGGAAUGGGCUAUUGCCUUUACCGGACUUGGCCAAUGAGGGAAGAAGGUCACCACCUUCAUCCUGGAAUUGGCCAUCUUGAGGAUUCCCACCGCACUUUGUGGCUGACCCUCCUUUCUUCCUGUGUCUCCAGUGGCCACACAGCCAUCCUCCGGCAGACCAGCACCCCAGCAACCCAGCAGCAGGGCCAUGAAGCAUUAGCUCAUGGAAGUCCCACAGAGGACCGCUACCGUGUUCCAGCCCAAUGGACCGAGAGGACAUGUGUGGACUCCUGGAUCCACACCUCCUCCGGGAAGCGAUGGAUCUCUGUGGAGGGCUGUGGAUGGUCGCACAGCUACCUACCAAGGCCUCGUGGCCAUGGGGAAGAAGUCUCCAGUGAACACAAGGAGCCCAGGGAAGAGGACCAGGCCUCAGGCCGCCAUGUACACGGGCACCCUCUGGGCUGUGCUGUGGAAUCCUGGCUCUCUUUUGGGACCUGGGUUGGGACCAAGGCUCCACCUGCCUGACAGGUCCUUCUGGUGCUAAGGCCGCGGACUGCUGCAGCCAGCCAACUGUUUACCUGGAAACGCCGUCCGGCCCGUAUUUAUGUAAAGGUAUUUAUGGGCAAUUCCACUUGCCAUUGCGGCCCUGGGUCAGCUGGAAGCCCCCAUCCCGGAAGCUUGGACUCAGGCCGCUGGGCCGUGGGAUCUCCAGUUUUGUAAAGUCCCGAGAGUUAAAGGCACACUGGUGUCCUCGUG